Molecule: messenger RNA, 1182 nt
Organism: Opisthorchis viverrini
Lineage: Eukaryota; Metazoa; Platyhelminthes; Trematoda; Opisthorchiida; Opisthorchiidae
Exons: 5
Coding region: 1-1182 (393 amino acids)
Source: RefSeq, a predicted model, not a curated record
AUGAUGGAGAGGUUCGAUUUUAACUAUUCCAUCAACACGAGUGACUUGCAACUUGGAAGGAUGGCAUUGGAACACCAUCAUCGGAAUAUGGCGUCCCUGGAGAAUGAUCCAGAUCGUGUGAACGACGGGCGUGAGUUUCUGGAUCGACCUUUCGCUGGUAUAGCAAUACUGGCUGGAUUCUUCCUUCUUAUCACUAUUAUUUUAUGUAUUUUGAUAUUGAUUUUUUACAAAAAACGGAAUACUGUGUUUGUUUAUGAGAAGAGUGUACACCGUGGACUGACCACUUCGUUGGGAGACCGGUCCGUUGUGAUUGGUCACGCAUCCGGAGCUCGACAUCUUGCAAGUCAGUAUGCUUACAACUCUGAGGUAGGCAGCACGGAAGAUGAAAGUACCGAAGACGACUCGUGUGACGGCUGGGAGGUAAUACAAGCCACUGCUCAAAGUAUGUUCCCCUCAACUCCUGACUACUGUCCGGCACACCCUACUCGCGCGGCUUACAAUAUCAGACCGAACGAUCAGCUGAUCGCCAAUUUCCAAGUGCUUCGACAACACUAUCCGGAAGGUUCUAUUUGUGUGGAAGUCCAAGACCACAUUCCAGACCGUCACUUUGAGACAUUGAACAAGAAUGGAGCAGUGUGUCGUUCGGUGGGUCGACGAAGGCAUCAACUCCAAGCUCAAAAUAGACACUUACCCCUAGUUUGUGAAAAGUACCAUUUCAAUAUGACAAAGCCAGUCAAUCAAGUCAUUUCAACAUUUCACCAUUCCGUAUCUACCGAAUCAGAGCCCCCUAAGCUGGUGCCCGAUAUUCCCACAAUACAGGGGUUGUAUGGGGAAGAACAAUGGUGGAUCAAUUGCAUCAUCUCAAACAACAUUUGCAGCAUAUUAACAAACUCGCUUGUAGAUAAUGCGACGUUGCGAGAUAACCUCAGGCAGGAACACGCCACAAAGCAUAAUGCAGACAAGCUUAAUCGAGUGAAGUAUUCUGGAACCCGCUGGUCCCAACAAGAGUCACGAUCGCUCUUGCAACUCGUUACCAAUUCAUACAUCUUGUGGCACGCAAACUGCGGCGAUCAUGAGGCUGGAGCAGUAUCUUCCUGUUCAUUUAGCCAUCAGCACCGAACCCAGGUUGCGAAUGCCUUACUGGCAAACACAACGGCACCAACCAUCAUCUGGUGGACCUGA